Molecule: messenger RNA, 2762 nt
Organism: Salpingoeca rosetta
Lineage: Eukaryota; Choanoflagellata; Craspedida; Salpingoecidae
Exons: 8
Coding region: 111-2762 (883 amino acids)
Source: RefSeq, a predicted model, not a curated record
GUCGUGCACUGCUGCAGAAAGGAGAGUCGCCAACGACCACGCAAACAACACCCCACCGCACACUCACUUGCCACAGAGCAGCAGCAGCACCCAACAGCGGCUGAGGCAGCAUGGCCCGAACACCACGAAGGAAGGGUGGCCGUAGUGCUACUGGUGGCGCAGCAGCAGGGCGUGGUGGCGCUUCCUCCACUGGAACAGGCAGUGGCAGUGUUGAUGAAGGCGUCCAGUGGAAGAUUGGAGAGCAGGUGGUCGCACUGGACCAGACGCUCAUGUGGUACCCGGGCAAGAUCAUUCGGGUCAAGCAGGCCAAGGCCGCUGACGGCACACCCGUCAAGAAGUACCGCAUCCACUUUCGCGGCUGGGGAAAGCGGCAUGACAUUUGGACCACCCCAGAUGAAGGCCGUGUCAAGUCGCCGGCUGUCGUGAAUCCUGAGGGAACGCAACAACAGCAUGACGACUUCUGCUUCGUAUGCGGGGCAGUCGAUAGGUCCCUCAUCAAAUGCCAAACAUGCCCAGCAGCUGUCCAUGCCACCUGUGUUCCUGAAGCGACCACGGAUCGCCCUUUCUUCUGCGGUUACACCAACGCUUGCUCAGACCCAGCUCAAGUGCACAAAACCAUGGGCCCGCUCUUCAUGCGGCAGAAGCACCCGCGCGUUGAUCCAUCAGCCAAGCCACCAUCGCCCUCCCCUCGCGUCUCGACUGCCGCCCGCAUCAUUUUCGAAGGCGCCGCCACCAUCGCUGAUCGCACACACGAGGAAUCCAAUGGCACCAGCAGUGACGGCACGCACGCGCGAAAGCGUGCAAAGUCAACACGUACGCGAAGAUCGCGAACACAGGUGCAGCAUUUGGAGGAGGAGAGAAACGCGCUGACGGCAGCAAAGCACAGGCUCGGCCAACAAGUGAUGCAGCAGCUGCAGCAGUUUGCACAACAACAACAACAACAACAACAGCAGCAGCAGCAGCAGCAGCAGCAGUCGUCCCCUGUCGUGGUCACGGCGCCACCACGUGAAGCUGACGCUGGCAGUGGCAACGUCACACCCGCGUCUGCAGCACAACGCACACGCCGACGGCGGGAAGAAAGUUUCCAUCGCGCCAACCCCGCACCACCAACACGAACAUCGGCGCGGAACCGAAGAACUGCACCGUUACCACCACCAUCUUCCUCUUCCUCGUCAUCCUCGUCAUCCUCCGCUGCGAUGCCUGUGACGGUGGGGGCACUGCCGCAACGCGUGCGUGACGUCGUUGCUCCCUUGGCAGACGCGUCCUACGCAGACAUUGUUAAGGCUGUCGUGCACGCCCGCGCCGGCAACAGCAACAGCAGCAGCCUCUCCGCAGUCGUCACUGACAGUCGCAAUCGCAAUGGAAAUUCCAGCAGCAGCAGCAGCCGUCGUGGUCGUCGAAGCCGCGGUGCUAUCGCUGCUGCUGGUGCGAAGGACCGCAAUGUCAAUGCUGGCAGUGCUCAUAGCACGGCUCACGUGAAUGGUAAUACAGGAGCGGAUGGUGGCAGUGGGCGCCAAACACCACGGACUCGCACUCGCCGCGCCUCUGCAUCAACGAUGGGCACGCCACUGCCUCCCGUUACGCUCAACUCUGAGCUCAGUGAGCUGCUUGGCUGCGUGCUGUCCAAUCGGUUUGUCGGUGAGGGCAUGGUCACGGGUCAUGUUACGGAGCUGCUGCCCACAUCCGAGCAAGUCAAGGUGAAAUACGACAACGGCCGCGAGGAAAUUGUGUCUCGCAUCCCAGCGCUGCGUCUCAUCAUGCGCCAUCGCUCGAUGGAGCGGCGCCGUGCCCGUGCAGAACGCGGCUCACUCGGAGACGGUCACAGUGUCAUCGAUGAUGACGAUGACGAUGAAGAUGAAGACGACGAAGAUGAAGGCGACGAUGGUGGUGUACACGACAGUGCCCAGAGUGGCGAGUUGGCGACAGGAGAACGUGGACCACAGACAGCAGCGGUGAUGCAAUCCGCGCGCGGCACGACGGGCGCUGCAGCGACAAAAGCACCACAGGGAACGGGUCGAGCUGGUGGAAGGAAGAAGCGGGCGAAGGGAACGCCAAAGGCCAACAGCGGCAUGGCAUCGUGGGUGCAGAGCAGGUCCCCCAACACGCGCUCACUGCGAAGACGAGCCGCGGACAAUGGCGCCACCAUCACCGCCUCAUGCUUCUCCAGCACCACUACCACCAGCACCAGCAACACAAUGCAAGCUGGGGCUGCGAAUGGUGCGCUUGCUGCCCACGUCAACCAUGGCGAAGAUGGCAGUGGCGCGAACGGCGUCAACUUGCACCAUGAUCAUGAUGGGGAUGAUGAGGAUGACACCGGCGAUUAUGAUGACGCUGGUGACGAUGGCGACAACAGCCGUGUUGGUGAUGGGGAUGCGUAUGCCCAUGGUGAUGGCGGUGGCUCCACAGCACAGGCGCUGGCAGCGCGCGUAGCGGCGGCUGAGCGCGAGAGAGACGAGUGGAAGAGCAAAGCGCUCAAGUUUGAGUCGGAGCUGUUUGUGCUGCGGCAGAAGCUGAAGGGCGUGGAUGAACUGCACGGGCUCAUGACCUCCAUCCUUCACCCGAAAAAGCGGUCCAUGAUGUCGCUGAGCGUGGCUGCACUCUCACCGUCAACCCCGGCACCAACAUCAUCACCAGUACCAACAGCACCAACAACAACAUCACCAACAUCAACACGAGCGCCAACAGCACCACCGUCAUCGUCAUCAUCUCGACGGAGGGCAACGCGAACCGCCAACGGCACCGCUUCUGCACCGGCCCAUUGA